Salvia splendens (bonfire salvia) is the source of this 591-nucleotide messenger RNA. Its product is annotated as PLASMODESMATA CALLOSE-BINDING PROTEIN 3. The record is from RefSeq and is a predicted model, not a curated record. Lineage: Eukaryota; Viridiplantae; Streptophyta; Magnoliopsida; Lamiales; Lamiaceae. The transcript is spliced from 3 exons. Bases 61 to 408 code for a protein of 115 amino acids.
CUUUGAAGCCACACCCCCUUAUACAUUUUUGUACACAAGAGAAAACUGAAAUCAUUUGUGAUGAAGAUAUUGAUCAAGACUCUAAUUGCUCUCUUCUUCCUGCUCUCGCUAUUACAUAAUUCUGAUGGACAGUUCCAAGACUAUUGCAUAGCGGACGAGCAAACCCCGGAGGAUGUGCUGGACCAAGCCAUGAAGUGGGCUUGCAGCAAUGGCGCGGACUGCAGCGCCAUCAGAGAGAAUGGGCCGUGCUACCUUCCUAACACAGUCAAGGACCACUCCUCAUAUGCAUUCAACAGCUACUAUCAAAACAUGAAGCACAAAGGAGGCAGUUGUUAUUUCAAUGCUGCUGCACUUAUAUCUGAUCUCGAUCCAAGUCACAAUUCAUGCAAGUUCGAGUCUCUCCCAUGAAAUCUGUUCGAACCCAGGCCAAAACUCGUUAUCAAAGGCUUGUUUAGCAUAGAGUGGUAUAUUUGAAUGCUGUAUCUUUAAAGGCAGUAGUUUUAUGGAAAAAUAGACAUGUAAUUUGGGCCCUAUUGCUCGUUAAAGCUCAAUUAGACAUUUCAGUCUUUACAUUCGCUAUGUGAUUCUAAC